Molecule: messenger RNA, 2115 nt
Organism: Cottoperca gobio
Lineage: Eukaryota; Metazoa; Chordata; Actinopteri; Perciformes; Bovichtidae
Gene: coq10b
Product: coenzyme Q10B
Exons: 6
Coding region: 44-871 (275 amino acids)
Biological process (GO): cellular respiration
Cellular component (GO): mitochondrion
Molecular function (GO): ubiquinone binding
Source: RefSeq, a predicted model, not a curated record
UUGUUGCAGAAAGUGAGCGAAGACGUCAAAGAAAACAGGGACCAUGGCGCGAGGGGGUCGGAGCCUGAGGAGAGUAGCCGAGUGCAUGAAAAGGUUACCUUUGACAGCCAGUCGGGACAUACAGAUUAGGAACAACGUAAGCUGCACCUUUUUUGGGUUCGAUGUGUACACUCUCCUCGUACUCUGCUCUAAAGUCCCAAUUUCUCAACCACAACUCUCUAUAUCUGCACCCAGACACUUGCAUGGACUUGUCAGUUGGAGACACCUGUCGUCAUGUGGGAUGCCGAUGACUCGUGUUCCUCCCCGACCGGUGUUUGGGAAUGGCGUCACCUUACCCGCCCGCAGCUUCUUCAGCCUGGCCGACACCUUCUCCAAGAGGAAGGAGUACUCGGAGAGACGCAUCAUCGGGUAUUCCAUGCAGGAGAUCUAUGACGUGGUGGCCGGAGUGGAAAACUACCGCCUCUUUGUUCCCUGGUGCAAGAAGUCCGAUGUGAUCUUCAAGCGAGCCGGGUUCUGCAAGGCCAAAGUAGCCGUGGGCUUUGCACCUGUGAUGGAGAACUACACCUCUCUUAUCACUUCAGUGCGCCCCCACCUGGUCAAGGCGUCCUGCUCGGAUGGUAAACUGUUCAACCACUUGGAGACGGUUUGGCGUUUCAGCCCCGGCCUCCCGGGAUACCCUCGUACCUGCACUGUGGACUUCUCUAUCUCCUUCGAGUUCCGCUCCCUCCUCCACUCCCAGCUGGCUCACGUCUUCUUCGACGAGGUUGUGAAGCAGAUGGUUUCGGCGUUCAUGCGUCGCGCCUCCAAGCUCCACGGUAACGAGACGGCCAUCCCUCAAGAGCUCAUGUUCCACGAGGUUCACCACACGUAGCGUCGCACAAACACCGAUGAGCAAGAAAAACAGACACCAGUGUCCGAGAGAGUAGAGAGGAACUCAAAACUUUCUCACAGCAGCGACCAACUUUAUUCUCACGUUUCCAUCUCUUUAUUUUUAUAUUAUAUAUUUCUGAUGUGGAUCCACCUGCUCAUUUUCACCUUGGUGCUAAAAACACGUGCGGAUUUGUUUCCAUUUCAUUUCCAUCGCAUCCUGGUUGUGAAGCUCGAGUGUUUCUAAGGUCCAGCUGUGUCGCUCGUGAUUGGUCCUCACAUCCGUAAACAUUAGUCGAGCUGCGACCAGUGAAGUCAUUGUUUGUGUAAACAUGGCAGGAAAGUUUCCAGCCUCUGAAACACGGAGGUUUCCUGCUUUUCUCUGUUCUAUCAUAUUAAAGUGGAUAUUUGUGGGUUGGGACCGACAGAACAAGACCUUUAAACACAUUAACGUACUUUGAGAAACAGUUUUCAAUAUUUUCUGUCAUUUUAUAAACGAUAGUUAACGACACUGCUCUGACCAGCUGCUUCAGGAGGACACUUAAGAUCAAAAACAGAUUUCAGGGCGUGCAGGGACACAAACACAACAAUGCAGAGGAGGCUAAAGACGUGUCAGCUGGUGUGUGCUGAGGUUCAGCUGAAGCUCCUGGAUGCUGCAGUGCAGUGAUGAAGAUGAAAGACUCAUUGCAGGAAUGUAAGAAGCGUACGUUUCUGUGCAGAUUUAAGAUCUGCCAGUAAGAUUUUAAUCGUUUAGUUUAUGAAAUGUUAAAAAAUAGUGGGAAAAAAUGGCGUUCCUAAUAUCUCAGAGGUCACGAUAACGUUCUUAAUGAGCUUGUUCUGUCUCCUGAAGAUACCAGAGAAUAUUCGGCAUUUCUUCUCGAUGAUUUCACAAAGUUGCAGAUUCGUUUUCUGUCGAUGGACUUAUUUAAAUCCAAACACCCGUUGAAGCAGCGAAUGAGAAGAGCUCGGACAGCUUCUGAAAGGGUGACGAUGUAGACAGUUGGAGGUUACAGUUCAUUACUUACUGAUGGAUCUUGUUACAGAGGUUAGAGCGAGCGAGGGCAACUGUCCUGCCAGCUACACAGUGGUCAUAUAAGCAGCACCAACUAAGACCAGAUGGUGUUAAAGCCGUGAUGCUUUUCUGUGAAGGGCACAAAGCAACUCAAGAAAUUAAUGUUUAAACUCGAGCUAAAGUCAAAAUGACCUCAAUGUCAUGUUGCUAACGAACAAUAAAAUAUUUAACUUCCA